CUUUCCUUUCCAUCUGUCUUGAGAUCGAAGAAAACUUGCGGAGCUCUAUUUCUACUGAAGGACCUCACGCUAGUAAUCACACAGAAGCGAAGCGAAAGGCCAAAAAGAUGAGCAGCAUAGGAACAGGUUACGAUCUCUCAGUCACCACUUUCUCUCCAGAUGGCCGCGUUUUCCAGAUCGAGUACGCUGCCAAAGCCGUCGAUAACAGCGGUACUGUUAUUGGAAUCAAGUGCAAGGACGGGAUUGUUAUGGGUGUGGAGAAGCUCAUUGCAUCUAAGAUGAUGUUGCCGGGUUCCAAUAGGAGAAUUCACUCUGUUCAUCGGCAUUCUGGCAUGGCAGUUGCUGGUUUAGCAGCUGAUGGAAGACAGAUUGUUGCACGAGCGAAGUCUGAGGCAACCAAUUAUGAAAGUGUUUAUGGUGAACCCAUUCCUGUGAAGGAACUUGCUGAUCGUGUUGCUAGUUAUGUGCAUUUAUGUACACUGUACUGGUGGCUUAGACCAUUUGGUUGCGGGAUAAUUCUUGGUGGUUAUGACAGAGAUGGACCACAAUUAUACAUGAUUGAGCCAUCUGGCAUAUCCUAUAGAUAUUUUGGUGCUGCAAUUGGAAAGGGAAAGCAAGCUGCUAAAACAGAAAUCGAAAAAUUGAAGCUUUCUGAAAUGACAUGCCGAGAAGGGGUUAUUGAAGUAGCAAAAAUCAUUUACAAGGUGCAUGACGAAGCAAAGGACAAGGCCUUUGAAUUGGAGAUGAGUUGGGUUUGUAAUGAAUCAAAUAAACUGCAUCAGAAGGUUCCGGAUGAACUCCUAGAGGAAGCCAAGGCUGCUGCCAGGACUGCACUUGAAGAAAUGGAUGCCGAUUAAAGCUAAUAAUCUCAUUUUCCUCGGAAUUUGGGUUUAUAUUUGGUGAAUCCCAUAUACAAUUAAUGUCCUGCAAAUUGUUAACAUGUGCUUGAUCUGAGACUGAUUUUUUUUUCAAGGGACAAUCAAUGAAAUUAUUUUACUCAUACAUUUUGCGUCAGAAAUGCAGGGAACUCCUUUUUCAUCAUC
Manihot esculenta (cassava) is the source of this 1043-nucleotide messenger RNA. RefSeq names its product proteasome subunit alpha type-3. Gene Ontology annotation, cellular component: nucleus; proteasome core complex, alpha-subunit complex; proteasome core complex. The transcript has 10 exons. The coding region runs from base 108 to 857 and encodes 249 amino acids. Gene Ontology annotation, biological process: ubiquitin-dependent protein catabolic process. NCBI's taxonomy places the organism in Eukaryota, Viridiplantae, Streptophyta, Magnoliopsida, Malpighiales, Euphorbiaceae. The record is from RefSeq and is a predicted model, not a curated record.